GGAAUAAUUUCAGUAGGAUUGACACCAGCUCUUCUUUAUAUAUCUGGUAGAAUUUGGCUAUGAAUCCAUCUGGUCCAAGGCUUUUUCUGGGGCUCUGCAGUUCCUAGAGGCAAGGAAGAAGAGCCACCAGUCAAGUAGGUUAUCAGCACCUCCAACUCCAACAUCUUCAAAGCAGCAGCUGGGAAGAAAAACAAUCCUUCCAACAACAUAUAUUCAGACACAUAUGGUCAACCUCAUGAAGCUGUGGAUACUCAUGCUUAUGACAUUCUUCUGUAUGGUGCUACUGUCUGUGCUGGGAGAAAUGAAGAAGAAAAAAUAUUCCAGGAAGGAAUUGUUACUUGAAGAGUGCUGGGGAAACCCAAAGGUCAAAGAAUGUACCAAGAAGUGUUCUAAAGCCUUUAGAUGUAAAGACACAAAUUACACAUGCUGCUGGACCUAUUGUGGAAACAUCUGCUGGAUAAACGUCAAAACCGAUGAAUAUUACUAAAACCCUAGCUUCCCACCAGGCUGCCACCUGUGUGGGCAGGAAAUGUUUAAGAGGUCUCAUAGUAGUACCGUGUGGCUACUUUUAGGAACACCAGUCUAUUUUUACUGACAGCUGGACAAGAGCAAACACUUGACGAAUAAACUCAUUUACCAGUA
Messenger RNA from Rhinopithecus roxellana (golden snub-nosed monkey), 642 nucleotides. RefSeq names its product WAP four-disulfide core domain 11 (gene WFDC11). Lineage: Eukaryota; Metazoa; Chordata; Mammalia; Primates; Cercopithecidae. Bases 224 to 487 code for a protein of 87 amino acids. The transcript is spliced from 5 exons. The record is from RefSeq and is a predicted model, not a curated record.